Messenger RNA from Saccostrea echinata, 1602 nucleotides. RefSeq lists its product as uncharacterized. The transcript has 10 exons. Lineage: Eukaryota; Metazoa; Mollusca; Bivalvia; Ostreida; Ostreidae. The record is from RefSeq and is a predicted model, not a curated record. The coding region runs from base 1 to 1602 and encodes 533 amino acids.
AUGAAUAGAGAGCGUCUUCAUACCUUCCUUCUUAUGAUUGUGAAAUUUUUAUCAACAGAUGCCUGUACCCCGAGCAUAUCUGGUUCAUCCUCUGUUUCCAUUACGGUCGGUGGAAGUCGUACCUUCAGCUGCAGUUAUUCAUCAUGCAAUUCAAACAGGACAAUAUCUUGGCGACUAGGUUCCGUAACUCAGACAACUAAUAUAACAGUGAGCUACAGUUCGAGCAUCAGUUCCAGUAAUGUAACAACUUACGGUGGCAAUAGUCAAUUCCAGUAUUAUCCGUCAAGACCAUCCUCCAGCAGUCUUAACACAGUAAAUGUGUUUUGUUACGCAGGAUCAGCAAGUGAUUCUGUUACAGUGUCCAAACAAUAUGGACCUAACGUUCCCACUUUAAGCAGAACAGGAACCAUAACUCUAACCGAGCAUGAACCCACUCCUUAUAUUACUUGUGAUUCAGCUUGCAAUCCAACAUGCACGUUUAGUUUUCUAAGAGGCGGAUCAACACGUGACAUCGGGGACUUCUUCAUAUCAUCAGUUAAACGAACUGACGCCGGAAUUUAUACUUGCAAGGCUUCCAACAGAGUUGGUUCUAAAAUCUCCAGCAUGAAUUUUGAUUUGAAUGUGCAAUAUCCUCCCAAAUUUCAUUUGUCACGUUCUCCGUCUUCCAGUCAAGUUGAGGAAAGAACUUUCGUUACCUUUACAUUUAGACCAGUAUACAACGGCAUUCCCGAUAUAUACACGUUCCAACAAUGUAAUCACACUACCUUCAGCGGUGAAUUUCUGAGAAGUAUCUCUUACAGUAAAACAUCCUCUUCUCAGAUUGAAUUUUCGCUUCAAAAUGUGUCAAUCACGGACGGAGGGAGGUAUACCUGUGCGAUGACCAAUAAUAUUCCGUUUAAAAACGGAAGCAAAAUUGUGACGGCAUUUUCUGACUUACGAAUUAAAACUCCACCUAUAAUUUUGAUGGAUACCAAAAAUAAGACGCCCAUUGGUGACGGAAAUUGGACGUUAAGCGUAGAUUUCAUCAGUCUCUAUUACACACCGGAGAUUCUUUGGUUCAAGAUCGUAGAGGGCAAAACUGCAGAUUAUGUGGAGAAUAGGAAUGUAAAACCGAGAUACCACACAAUGAAAAAGGACAAUGUCAGUUAUAGUAUACCAAGCUUUCUAACAAGUAUAAAGACCAAAGACCCCGGUAAAUACUUGACGUUUAUAAACAAUUCAAUGGGUAAUGCAGUUGUCCAGUAUCUCAUUGCAUCUCCAGUACCCGAGGAACUCUCGAGUGAUUCGGGAAUUGCAAUGAUAGCUGUCGGAUCUGUUUUCCUCGUCCUUAGUGGUCUUGUAAUUGGAGUGGCCGUGUUCUUACUUUACAAAACUAGAAAACAAAAGAAAGCUAUAAAGAAGGUUGUUCGAGAGAAACAUGCAUCAUUAUUUAUUCCUCCCUCUAUUGAUGCUCUUUCUCCAACAUCGACCGAGAACGAUUAUAGGGAACCAGAGAGGGAGGUGAGGGAACCAGCAGGGGAGGUGAACCCUAUUGCAGUAGAACUAGAAAUGCCUUCAGAACCACAAGGAGUGUCAAAGGUCAUAAAACCACCUACAGAGUAA